CUGGUAUUUUGGUCUCUAAGUGAUUGACACUGUCGAACCGAAACAGAACCAAUAGGGAAUCGUAUCCUCCCCGGGCCCUGAGUGAAAUAUGAAGAAGGGGAGCAAGCGGGAGGCCGGGGGCCCUCAGGCCGAGCAGCCGGAGCUUCUCUUCUCUGGGGAAGACAGGAGUUUGAGCGAUGGAAACAUUGUGGAUGAGAGUGACAGUGAGGAGAGCCAAUACUCUGGCCUUGAGGAUUCUGGAAGUGACAGCACUGAGGAUGAAGAGGAGCACAGCUCUGAGGAAAUACAACAAAAUCCAGGGAAGUCCCCAAAAGAGAUCAGAAAGGUUCCGCACAGGCCCAGUAAAUCUGAAGCUAAUUCUGCGGCAGCUGAGGAGGACAAGCCCAGUGCAGCCAAGGAGUAUGAGAAUGAUUCUUCUGAUGAGGAGGACAUCCGGAACACUGUGGGGAACAUUCCCAUGGAGUGGUACCAGGAUUUCCCCCACAUUGGGUACGACCUGGAUGGGCGCAAGAUCUUCAAGCCGUUGAGGAGUAAGGAUCAGCUGGAGCAGUUCCUAGACAAGAUGGAGAACCCCGACUACUGGCGCACCGUGCAUGACAAGAAGACGGGGCAGGACGUCCGGCUGACAGACGAGCAGGUGGAUUUGGUGGAGCGGCUGCAGCGCGGGCAGUUUGGGGAUAUAAACUAUGACCCGUACCAGCCGUCUAUCGACUUCUUCACUCAUGAGACAAUGAUUCAUCCUGUGACCAACCGGCCGGCGGAUAAGCGCAGCUUCAUACCCUCCCUCAUCGAGAAGGAAAAGGUCUCCAAGCUGGUCCAUGCUAUAAAGAUGGGUUGGAUCCAGCCGAGGAAACCCCGGGACGACUCUCCUGCUUAUUAUGAUCUUUGGGCCAAGGAAGAUCCCAACGCCAUCCUGGGAAGGCACAAAAUGCACGUUCCUGCCCCUAAACUACCCCUUCCGGGGCAUGAACAGUCCUACAACCCCCCUCCAGAGUAUCUAAUGAGUGAGGAAGAGCGUUUGGCCUGGGAGCAGCAAGAUCCAGAGGAUCGGAAAGUGCCCUUCCUGCCCCAGAGAUUCCCCUGCCUGCGGGCAGUGCCCGGAUACGCCCGCUUCAUACACGAGAGGUUUGAGCGAUGCCUGGACCUGUACCUGUGCCCGCGCCAGAGGAAGAUGAGGGUGAAUGUGGAUCCUGAGGACCUGAUCCCCAAACUGCCCAAACCCAGAGAUCUGCAGCCCUUCCCGACUGUCCAGUCCCUGAUUUACCGGGGGCACAAGGACCUGGUUCGCUGUAUCAGUGUUGCCCCCUCGGGGCAGUGGUUGGUCUCGGGUUCUGAUGACUGCACUGUGCGGUUCUGGGAGGUCGGUACCGGGCGCUGCAUGAAGUCGGUUCUGUUGGAAGGAGCCGUUAAAAGCAUCAGCUGGAACCCAAACCCGGGGCUGGUUCUGGUGGCUGCGUGUGUGGAACACUCGGUGGUGCUGAUUAACCCCGGCCUGGGGGACCGGCUGCUUUGCGGCGCUACAGACCAGCACAUUGGGGGUUACCAGCCCCCCGAGGAGGAGGGACAGCAACCGGUCAGCUGGGGAGAAGCGGAGGGAACGGAAUAUUCCAAUGGGCUGCGGCUCUGUAUCAAACACCAAAAGGCGGUGAAGCAGGUGACGUGGCACGCCCGUGGGGACUACUUUGCUGUUGUGCUCCCCGAUAACGGCAAUUCCCAGGUACUGAUCCACCAGCUGAGCCGGCGCCGAAGCCAGAACCCCUUCCGGAAGAAUAAGGGGCAAGUGCAGAAGGUUCUUUUCCAUCCCACCCGCCCCUUUUUCUUCGUGGCCACUCAGAGGUGUGUGAGGGUCUAUAACCUCCUGAAGCAGGAACUGAGCAAGAAGCUUCUGACCAACUGCAAGUGGGUUUCCAGCAUCGCCGUGCACCCCGCGGGGGACAAUCUGAUCUGCGGAAGUUACGACUCUAAACUUGCCUGGUUCGACAUGGAUCUGUCUACUAAACCCUACAAAGUGCUCAGGCAUCACAAGAAAGCGCUGAGGGCUGUGUCCUACCACAAGCAGUACCCGCUCUUUGCCUCGGGCUCCGAUGAUGGCAGCGUUAUAGUGUGCCACGGCAUGGUGUACAAUGACCUCCUGCAGAAUCCGCUCAUUGUCCCUGUGAAGGUUCUCCGGGGCCACGCGAUCCAUCGGGAUCUCGGCGUUCUUGAUGUGAUCUUCCACCCCACCCAACCCUGGGUCUUCUCCUCCGGCGCCGACGCCACAAUCCGGUUAUACACAUAACUCCGCCUCCUGUUAUAGACUUCCAAUGAAUGAUGGGGGUGAUAGAAUGCACCCCGACGUCCUUUAUUCAAUGGGGCGAGAGAGACUGGGGACCCAGACACAGCGGCGCCCCCUCAGCCGCCAUUUUGCAAGGUUUGGGCUCAAAAUGUUCUCGUUUGCUCCUCUGUUACCAUGGAGACCAAGCUUCUUCACUUUCUAUUGGUGGAUAUUCAGCGUUAAUAAAACUAUUUUACAGUAAAACA
This is a messenger RNA of Xenopus tropicalis (tropical clawed frog), 2520 nucleotides long. RefSeq names its product BOP1 ribosomal biogenesis factor (gene bop1). Gene Ontology annotation, cellular component: nucleus; nucleoplasm; nucleolus. Gene Ontology annotation, molecular function: ribonucleoprotein complex binding. Gene Ontology annotation, biological process: ribosomal large subunit biogenesis; rRNA processing; maturation of LSU-rRNA from tricistronic rRNA transcript (SSU-rRNA, 5.8S rRNA, LSU-rRNA). The record is from RefSeq and is marked provisional. Lineage: Eukaryota; Metazoa; Chordata; Amphibia; Anura; Pipidae.